Molecule: messenger RNA, 3190 nt
Organism: Salvelinus namaycush (lake trout)
Lineage: Eukaryota; Metazoa; Chordata; Actinopteri; Salmoniformes; Salmonidae
Product: MAP7 domain-containing protein 1-like
Exons: 16
Coding region: 321-2663 (780 amino acids)
Biological process (GO): microtubule cytoskeleton organization
Cellular component (GO): microtubule cytoskeleton
Source: RefSeq, a predicted model, not a curated record
UCUCUGCCUAGCUCGGACUUUUUCGUUGGUCAACUCUGUUGAUAUUAAUUUGUCAAACAAUAUGAUCUGACAGUGACAAGGUCUGUAGUUCAAGAGUAAAUAAGGGAGACGUACAUAGACUACUUGUCAUCGUGAUUUUUCUCACCCGUUUUUCUGUCUAGUUAUUCUAUCAUUUUGUUCCCUACCGUUCCCUCUUGGAUUUACGAAGAGCAUGUUGGUGAUCUGAGUAUACAGAGAGUUUUUCCCCCCCUCCUGUCCUUCGAUAUAUUUGAGGAAUGACUGCAACUGGAAAGGGACUGACAAUCGCUUGAAUUGAAAAAAUGGAAUACAACGAUCUUGAGAAAAGAAUUGAGGAGAAACUGACAUUAACAGAUAAAUGUAUCCCCUCCACACCAGAGCCUUUGGCCAACCAGAAUGAAGACAAGAACAUAGUGAAGGACCUUCUGACAUCAGACGACUCAGCCAUCUCAGACCUCUCCCCAGACACAGAGUCCUGUCCCAAAACAUACCCCUCCACCAAGACAGACCCCUCCACCAAGACAGACCCCUCCACCAAGACAGACCCCUCCACCAAGACAGACCCCUCGAACAAGACAGACCCCUCCACCAAGACAGAUGCUAGACCUGGCACCCCUGGGUCUGGCACCAGCCCCCAUCCCAAAAAAGGAGAUGGGUUGACGACAGCGCAACGACAGAAGCUGGCUAAGGAGCGGAGGGAGGAGAGGGCCAAAUACAUUGCGACUAAGAAGGCCCAGUGGCUGGAGAAGGAGGAGAAGGCGAGGCGUCUGAGGGAGAGCCAGCUGGAGGAACGUAGGAGGAGGCUGGAGGACCAGAGACUGAAGCUUGAGAAACGCAGAGCCCUCCUGGAAGAGAAACAGAGGCAGAAACUAGAGAAGAACAAGGAGCGUUAUGAGGCGGCCAUCAAGAAGUCAACCAAAAAGACUUGGGCUGAGAUCCGUCAGCAGAGAUGGUCCUGGGCUGGCGGCCUCAACCAGACCUCGCGCAGACAAACCCGCAGUCUGCGUCUUAGUCCGUGGGAGAGCCGCAUCGUGGAGCGGCUCAUGACCCCCACCCUGUCUUUCCUGGCCCGUAGCCGCAGCGCCGUGACCCUGCUCAACACUAGCGACUCCCGGGACCCCUACUCUCACCACUACUCCCGUUCAGCCUCCGCCAGCCCCCUGGACGCCUGCUCCCACCACCACCCUCACCGGGACUCCUCCGAACGCUGGAGGGGAGGAGUGUCCGCCAGCACGCCUGACAUCACACAGCGCCAACGCCGACGGAACUCAACGCUGUUGGAUAAGAAGAAGAAAGAGAAGAAAGACAAGGAGAGGGAGAAUGAAAAAGAGAAAGUUCUGAAGAAGUUCCCAACGCCGACCAGAUCCAGGCCGGAGUUCAGCAGUACCCCAAAACCCCAAAACCGACCUCCUUCACCUGUGGCCCCCAAAAGCAAACUGUUGUCCCCCUGCCCUCCAAUGGCUCCCAAGACCCCCUCCACGGGCAAGAAGAUCCCCACAGGCACCAAGACCCGCCCCAAAAGAGCCCAGACCCCUGUCAGGGUACAGCUUCAGCCGGUCACCGUGGAAACUAACAACAAGCCCCAUCAGCCAGACACUCCUGAGGAGACAAAGAGCUCCAGUAAUGUUCCUGCUAUAAUGGUGUCUUCGGCGCCGGUGACACAAACAUCUCUUAGUGCACCAGUCACAGUGGCCGCCUCUACCCAAGCCUCAAACCUACAGCUGACUGCCUCUGCUGCCUCAACUCCCACAACUGCCCCAGCUGUCUCAUCUGCCCCGGCUGCCUCAUCUGCCCCGGCUACCUCAUCUACUGCUGCCACUGUGGCUUCCAGGCCCUCAGCCGGCACCAACGACCCAGAGGAAGCAGCUCGAGUCCUGGCUGAGAAACGCAGACAGGCCCGGGAGCAACGGGAGAGAGAGGAGCAGGAGCGCCUGGAGCAGGAGAAGAGGAAACGGAUUGCUCGUGAGGAGGGCAUGGCUCGGCAGGCGGAGGAGAGGAGGCGCAGGGAGGAGGAGGCACGCCUCAUGGCGAAGGAGCAGCUUCUGAGAGACGAGGCCCAGCGCCUGGAGGAGGAGAAGGAGGCGAAGGAGAAAGCCAAGGCGGAACAGGAGGAGAACCAACGCCUGCAGAAACAGAGGGAGGAGGCCGAGGUCAAAGCUCGUGAGGAGGCGGAGCGUCAGCGCCUGGAGAGAGAGAAGCACUUUCAGAAGGAGGAACAGGCGCGCCUGGAGAGAAAGAAGCGCCUUGAGGAAAUCAUGAAGAGAACUCGUAAAAGUACUGAUGCAGGACAAAAGGGGAUUGAUCCUUCACUGCCGAAUGAGUCUAAUUCUCCAGCACAGGUCAAUGGCAAAGAUGCUACGAAGAACAGUAAAGCUCCUAAAAUGCAGCAGAUUGAAGCAGAAUCCAGCCCUGUGCUGAAUGUUGUCCGGCCAGCCAUGCACCAGAAUGGCCUCUCAGCCAAUGGGAAGGCAGCUGACUUUGAGCAGAUCAUCCAGCUGUCCAAUCACAGCAGGAGCAGCAACGGUGGGCCGGGAAAACCGGGGAGUGGCAUCGUCAGUGACCCAAUCCUGGCCUUCGAGGGAGGAGAGCCCUUCCUGAUGAAAACGGGUUCCAUGAAGCCUCAGCAUGCUGCAGAAGUUCUUUGAGACACCAGGCUUCCACACGCUUUACGCCACCGGUUGAUCUAGUUGAUGCGUGCCACACACUGCAACAGCUUAUAAAGGAAGUGUGUCAAACAAAGAAACAAACUAUGGACUAAACUUUUAAAUCACUUAAAAACAUCAAAUUCCACAGAGGUCAAGAGGGAGGAAGAAAACUCUGUGAAGAAAAAAGAAAAAAACGUAAUGAAAAAAAUAUCGUCUGUCUCCUCGGCAUGUUUUGGUGCAACAUACAUUGAGUUUUGUUGAAAAUGUCAAAUGCAGAUUUUAUGGUGCACCUUAAAUGGCAGACAAUGUAAUAUGAGGAGUUUUAGAGCAUUGUAAGACCUGGAAAUAUACAGUAUUUGACUACGGUUGUUAUUAUCAUUGUUGUUAUGCUAUUGCUGUUGUUAUCUUAAGUUGAACAAAGUGUGUGUUUGUUAGUCUUGAAUAAUUGGGUUAUUUAACUAGGGGAGGAAGCAGUGUGAGGAUGCUGUCAGGGGAAGCUGUGGGAUAAAUCUUAAUGAAAGGGAGAA